AUGGAAGGGAAUCAAGUCAAAUCAGUGUUUAGAUCAUCAUCUUUUCAAAAGUUAAUCCAAUGUAGUGAUACUAAAGAUGGAUCACAAUGUUUAAAGAACUAUAAGGGAUCAUUGAUUGAUGAAUUAAGGCCAAAGCUUAGUUCAGCUAUUCGCGUUCAAUUAGAAAGUUGUUUGGAUACAUCAGCUUUAAUCUCCAAUGACAUGGAAAUGCUUUUGAAUACUCAAACAUGUUUCAAUCAAGUUGAUUUCUGGGAUCUGAUUGAACAAUUUAAAAUCGAAUCUAAAAGCUCGUCGCUACCACUGUUGUUAGUGGUAAUUGUUUAUGGUUUAUCAUUUGGAUUAAUCAUUUACAGUCAUCGGAUUACUAGGAAUAAGAUGGAAUCAUUUAUAAAGCAACAACUGGAAAAGAUUAAAGGGUUGGACAGAAUGUAUGAAAAUUAUCAAAUUACUAUUGAAAAUAAUCACGAAAGAUUAACCAACUUAGUUGGAUUUGUUAAUAAUUUAAAUCAAACUGUUAAAUCUGAAAUCAGAAACAUGAAAAUUAAAUUUAGUAGAGAAGAAGAUUUAAUUUCAGAUGUUGAAAUGUUAGCUGUUUUAUUCUUAGAAUUGAAAAAUGAAUUUAAAAUGUUAAGUAAUACUGGUUAUUAUUAUAAGCCAACAAAUAGUAAAGGGAUGUUGGUUCCAAGAAAUACACCUGAUAAUUCAUAUUAUAAUACAUUCAAAUCCUUUUAUGAUUUUAAGACUAAUACGAAAAAUAGUAGUGGAAUAGAUAAUGAAAAUAUAAAGUUUAGCUCGGAUAUCAAUUUGAAUUCUAAUGCAGAGUCUGAAUUAAACUCGGUUGUUCCUCCUACUAGCGAACUAACGACUGCAACUCCGAUUUCAGAAUUGAAGAUCACAUCACCAGAUUUAUUCGACUCCACUACCGAUUAUUAUGAUUUAGAUGACAAAAUUGUUAAACAGUCUUCUACAUUAAGAGUACAUACCAUAAACUCAACUCAAUUGGAUGAUAACAGUACUAUUAGUUCAUCAAUAUCUAAAUUGAAUGUUGCGAAAAAUGGUGAUGAAAUCUCCUUUGAUACGAUUAAACCUAGUUAUGAAAAUGAAAAUCUUAACGGAAACCGCAGUAAUAAAAUUAAUUUUGAUAUUGCAACACCCGAGGGUAGAGAUAAACUUAAAGAUUUUCUAAGUAAAAAAGUUAACUGUGAAAAUGAGAACUUUAUUACAACUGUUAAAUCGGAGCCGUUAUCAACCUCAGGAUCUACAUUAUCACCUGAAGAUCUUAGUAUUAAAAUUAAUGAAAUAAAUGAAUCAAAUCCACGUUUACGAUAUGAAGACUUACCAAGAUUUGAUCAUAAUAUGAAGAAAUUAAAACGAAUCUUUAUACCAGAAAGAGGAUGGGUUUCACAUUUACAAAUCGAAAGCGAGGAGAAAAAGUAUGGAAGUUCAAGUUUUAUUCAAAUGUCUACUACUCCAAGUUUAUCAUAGGGGUUCAUAUAAUAAUAAUAAUUUUUUUUAUUUCUUUCUAUGCGGCUAGAUCGAAGAUAAAAAAUAAUAAAGGAGAACAAAUAGAUUUAAACGAAAGAUUGAUAAUAAUUGCUAUUGACUCAAAAGUUUAACCAUAACCAUGUUGGACUGAUGAAGUAUGAUUCAAAAUGAAAACAAAACAAUCAUUUGAUAAUUCUAUCAUCAUCAUCAUCAUCAUCAUCAUCAU
Molecule: messenger RNA, 1711 nt
Organism: Scheffersomyces coipomensis
Lineage: Eukaryota; Fungi; Ascomycota; Pichiomycetes; Serinales; Debaryomycetaceae
Exons: 2
Coding region: 1-1485 (494 amino acids)
Source: RefSeq, a predicted model, not a curated record